CCUCCGCCUCCGCCCUGGAACGCAGCGCGCUCCGCCCGAGGCCUCCCGGCGGCCCACACAGCAAUCGCGGAGCUUAGCUGCCGCCACCUCGCGCCGGGUCCGCGCGGCCCACGGAACCCCCCUGAAGCUCCCGGCCCACGAUCCACAUGGACGCGCGGGGCCCUGAAGCCCCCGGCGGGCGCGCGCUGCGGGAUGCGGCAGAAAAUCUAUUUCAGGAACUUCAGGAACAUUUUCAAGCUCUGACUGCAACAUUAAACCUCAGAAUGGAAGAAAUGGGAAAUCGCAUUGAGGACUUACAGAAGAAUGUCAGUGACUUAAUGGUGCAAGCUGGCAUUGAAAAUUCUAUUAAACAACAAAUGCUGAAGACCUAACUGCAGCAUGACUGUGUUUGGAGAUGGGGCCUCUACAGAAGUCAUUAAGGUUACAGGGGUCCUGAGGGUGGGGCCCUCAUCCAACAGGAUUCGUCUUUCUGAGAAGACACGCCAGGGGCUCACCUGCUCUCCCCCUGUGCCUGCACCAGAGAAGGCGGCCAUCGGCAAGCCAAGGAGAGCCCUCCCCAGAAAUCACACGGACCGGCACCCUGAUCUGGGACUUCCAGAAAACAGAACUGUGAAAAGACGAGUUUCUGUUGUUUAAACCAACCAAUCUGAAGUCUUGUUACGGCAGUCCUGGGCAGACUAAUACAAUAUGCAACACAUUUACAAUAAAUACACAAUAAACACACAAUAAACUUACAAAUG
Messenger RNA from Rhinopithecus roxellana (golden snub-nosed monkey), 740 nucleotides. Its product is annotated as heat shock factor-binding protein 1-like protein 1. Gene Ontology annotation, cellular component: cytosol; nucleus. Gene Ontology annotation, molecular function: transcription corepressor activity. The coding region runs from base 147 to 371 and encodes 74 amino acids. Gene Ontology annotation, biological process: cellular heat acclimation. The transcript has 4 exons. Lineage: Eukaryota; Metazoa; Chordata; Mammalia; Primates; Cercopithecidae. The record is from RefSeq and is a predicted model, not a curated record.